AUGUACUACCAAGAUGUACUUCACUCUGUCCUGCUACUUAGUGCAGCCUUUACGACCGCUCAAGCAUGGCAGCAGACCGAUGAUGGCGACGUCAAGGAACCCCCAUAUCCUCUGCGAUGCCAACCAGACCCCUGCGCCAACAUCACUUUCUCCAACGCAUCAUAUGUCUGCGGUGAUUUCCGCCUAGGUCCGGUCAAACUUCCUAGGUAUUUUCCCCUUUCGACAGAGUUGGCGACGUAUGCCCGAUUUGGCGAUCUUUGCCCGUACGAAUUCCUUGCGAAGUGGACAUGGGACAACGGGUCGUAUCACUAUCCUGAUGAACAUGGAUUCGUGUUGGACAAUUCUGGAGCACCAAUUUUGGGCAAUACAACCCUUCCAGUUGGCCAAAAAGUCGACCGUUUUGGUGGUGAAACUGGCAACUAUUUUAGCCCCUUGGGUGCGCCUUACAUUGAAAGGGCGUUGCCCCCAUACAACCUAGACAACAAUGACGGCGAUUACCCAUACAACUAUCAUGUUUACGAGGUGAUUCAGGAGCUCCCGGUCACUCUUGGGCCAGUUACGCCAUGGUUUGAACAACCUGGGAUGGGAACACAAUUUACCAAUCCCAUGACUAUGGCCGAGCUGGUAGACAAAAAUUUCCUAAGGCGUCUUGCCAGGUCAGAGUAUGACAACAAAGCAGACUUUGCGGACAAUUACACGCCCGGGCCAAACAGCUGA
Molecule: messenger RNA, 717 nt
Organism: Penicillium riverlandense
Lineage: Eukaryota; Fungi; Ascomycota; Eurotiomycetes; Eurotiales; Aspergillaceae
Product: TNT domain-containing protein
Exons: 2
Coding region: 1-717 (238 amino acids)
Source: RefSeq, a predicted model, not a curated record